Salvelinus fontinalis (brook trout) is the source of this 7863-nucleotide messenger RNA. RefSeq names its product mucin-2-like. The transcript is spliced from 4 exons. The record is from RefSeq and is a predicted model, not a curated record. Lineage: Eukaryota; Metazoa; Chordata; Actinopteri; Salmoniformes; Salmonidae. Bases 1 to 7863 code for a protein of 2620 amino acids.
AUGACAACCACAGCCGUAGCUCCGAAAACCAUAUCCACAGCUCCAACAACCACAGUUGUCCCCAUAACAACCCCAGAUGCUCCCACAACAACCACAUCUGCACCAACCACAACCACAGCAACUCCAAAAACAUCUACAGCGGAGGCUUCAACAAGUACAGCUGAGCAAACAACAACCACAGUUGCACCAACAACAACCACAGCUUCUUCCACAACAACCACAGCUGCUCCCACAACAACAACUGGUGUUGCUACAACAACAAAAGAUGCAGCAACAACAACCAACGUCCUAACCACCACAAGCACAUCUGCUCCAACUUCAAUAACAGAUUCACCCACAACAACCGCAAGUGCUCCCACAACAACAGCAGAUCCAUCAACUGAAGUAUAUUCCACAACCACAUCUGCACACACAACAACCACAGCUGGUGAAACAACAACAACAGCUACAGCAACAACACCCAAAACCUCGCCCACAACAACCACAGCUGCUCCCACUACAAACACAGCUGCUUCCACAACAACCACAUCUACACCAACCACAACCACAGCAACUCCAAUAACAUCUACAGCGGAGACUUCAACAAGUACAGCUGAGGAAACAACAACCACAGUUGCACCAACAACAACCACAGCGGCUCCCACAACAACCACAGCUGCUCCCACAACAACCACAGCUGCUCCCACUCGGAGACUUCAACAAGUACAGCUGAGGAAACAACAACCAGAGUUGCACCAACAACAACCACAGCUGCUGAUACAACAACAACAGCUACAGCAACAGCACCCAAAACUUCGCCCACAACAACCACAGCUGCUGAUACAACAACAACAGCUACAGCAAAAGCACCCAAAACCACCAACUACAGCUGCUCCCACAACAACGACAGCUGCUGAUACAACAACAACAGCUACAGCAACAGCACCCAAAACUUCGCCCACAACAACCACAGCUGCUGAUACAAAAACAACAGCUACAGCAACAACACCCAAAACCUCGCCCACAACAACCAAAGCUGCUCCCACAACAACCACAUCUGCACCAACCACAACCACAACCACAUUAACUCCAAUAACAUCUACAGCGGAGACUUCAACAAGUACAGCUGAGGAAACAACAACCACAGUUGCACCAACAACAACCACAGCUUCUUCCACAACAACCAAAGCUGCUCCCACAACAACAACUGGUGUUGCUACAACAACAAAAGAUGCAGCAACAACAAUCAACGUUCUAACCACCACAAGCACAUCUGCUCCAACUUCAAUAACAGAUUCACCCACAACAACCGCAAGUGCUCCCACAACAACAGCAGAUCCAUCAACUGAAGUUUUUUCCACAACCACAUCUGCACACACAACAACCACAGCUGGUGAAACAACAACAACAACAACAGCUACAGCAACAACACCCAAAACCUCGCCCACAACAACCACAGCUGCUCCCACUACUAACACAGCUGCUCCCACAACAACCACAUCUGCACCAACCACAACCACAGCAACUCCAAUAACAUCUACAGCGGAGACUUCAACAAGUACAGCUGAGGAAACAACAAACACAGUUGCACCAACAACAACCAAAGCUUCUUCCACAACAACCACAGCUACUCCCACAACAACCACAGCUGCUCCCACAACAACCACAGCUGCUCCCACAUCAACCACAGCUGCUGAUACAACAACCACAGCUACAGCAACAAGACCCAAAACCUCGCCCACAACAAAUACAGCUGCUCCCACUACAACCACAUCUGCAUCAACCACAACCAAAGCAACUCCAAGAACAUCUACAGCAGACGCUUCAACAAGUACAGCUAAGGACACAAAAUCCACAAUUGCAACGGCAACAACCACAUCAUCUUCCACAACGACCACAGCUGCUCCCACAACAACCACAGCUGCUGAUACAACAACAACAGCUACAGCUACAACAACAACAACCAAAACUUCGCCCACAACAACCACAGCUGCUGAUACAACAACAACAGCUACAGCAACAACAGCCAAAACCACGCCCACAACAACAACAGCUGCUCCCACUACAAACACAGCUGCUUCCACAACAACCACAUCUACACCAACCAAAACCACAGCAACUCCAUUAACAUCUACAGCGGAGACUUCAACAAGUACAGCUGAGGAAACAACAACCACAGUUGCACCAACAACAACCACAGCGGCUCCCACAACAACCACAGCUGCUGAUACAACAACAACAGCUACAGCAACAGCACCCAAAACUUCGCCCACAACAACCACAGCUGCUGAUACAACAACAACAGCUACAGCAACAACACCCAAAACCUCGCCCACAACAACCACAGCUGCUCCCACAACAACCACAUCUGCACCAACCACAACCACAGCAACUCCAAUAACAUCUACAGCGGAGACUUCAACAAGUACAGCUGAGGAAACAACAAACACAGUUGCACCAACAACAACCAAAGCUUCUUCCACAACAACCACAGCUGCUCCCACAACAACAACUGGUGUUGCAACAACAACAAAAGAUGCAGCAACAACAACCAACGUCCUAACCACCACAAGCACAUCUGCUCCAACUUCAAUAACAGAUUCACCCACAACAACCGCAAGUGCUCCCACAACAACAGCAGAUCCAUCAACUGAAGUUUUUUCCACAACCACAUCUGCACCCACAACAACCACAGCUGCUGAAACAACAACAGCUACAGCAACAACACCCAAAACCUUGCCCACAACAACCACAGCUGCUCCCACUACAAACACAGAUGCUCCCACAACAACCACAUCUACACCAACCACAACCACAGCAACUCCAAUAACAUCUACAGCGGAGGCUUCAACAAGUACAGCUGAGGAAACAACAAACACAGUUGCACCGACAACAACGUCAGCUUCUUCCACAACAACCAAAGCUGCUCCCACAACAACAACUGGUGUUGAUACAACAACAAAAGAUGCAGCAACAACAACCAACGUCCUAACCACCACAAGCACAUCUGCUCCAACUUCAAUAACAGAUUCACCCACAACAACCGCAAGUGCUCCCACAACAACAGCAGAUCCAUCAACUGAAGUUUUUUCCACAACCACAUCUGCACACACAACAACCACAGCUGGUGAAACAACAACAACAACAACAGCUACAGCAACAACACCCAAAACCUCGCCCACAACAACCACAGCUGCUCCCACUACUAACACAGCUGCUCCCACAACAACCACAUCUGCACCAACCACAACCACAGCAACUCCAAUAACAUCUACAGCGGAGACUUCAACAAGUACAGCUGAGGAAACAACAAACACAGUUGCACCAACAACAACCAAAGCUUCUUCCACAACAACCACAGCUACUCCCACAACAACCACAGCUGCUCCCACAUCAACCACAGCUGCUGAUACAACAACCACAGCUACAGCAACAAGACCCAAAACCUCGCCCACAACAAAUACAGCUGCUCCCACUACAACCACAUCUGCAUCAACCACAACCACAGCAACUCCAAGAACAUCUACAGCAGACGCUUCAACAAGUACAGCUAAGGACACAAAAUCCACAAUUGCAACGGCAACAACCACAUCAUCUUCCACAACGACCACGGCUGCUCCCACAACAACCACAGCUGCUGAUACAACAACAACAGCUACAGCUACAACAACAACAACCAAAACUUCGCCCACAACAACCACAGCUGCUGAUACAACAACAACAGCUACAGCAACAACAGCCAAAACCACGCCCACAACAACAACAGCUGCUCCCACUAAAAACACAGCUGCUUCCACAACAACCACAUCUACACCAACCAAAACCACAGCAACUCCAUUAACAUCUACAGCGGAGACUUCAACAAGUACAGCUGAGGAAACAACAACCACAGUUGCACCAACAACAACCACAGCGGCUCCCACAACAACCACAGCUGCUGAUACAACAACAACAGCUACAGCAACAGCACCCAAAACUUCGCCCACAACAACCACAGCUGCUGAUACAACAACAACAGCUACAGCAACAACACUCAAAACCUCGCCCACAACAACCACAGCUGCUCCCACAACAACCACAUCUGCACCAACCACAACCACAGCAACUCCAAUAACAUCUACAGCGGAGACUUCAACAAGUACAGCUGAGGAAACAACAAACACAGUUGCACCAACAACAACCAAAGCUUCUUCCACAACAACCACAGCUGCUCCCACAACAACAACUGGUGUUGCAACAACAACAAAAGAUGCAGCAACAACAACCAACGUCCUAACCACCACAAGCACAUCUGCUCCAACUUCAAUAACAGAUUCACCCACAACAACUGCAAGUGCUCCCACAACAACAGCAGAUCCAUCAACUGAAGUUUUUUCCACAACCACAUCUGCACCCACAACAACCACAGCUGCUGAAACAACAACAGCUACAGCAACAACACCCAAAACCUUGCCCACAACAACCACAGCUGCUCCCACUACAAACACAGAUGCUCCCACAACAACCACAUCUACACCAACCACAACCACAGCAACUCCAAUAACAUCUACAGCGGAGGCUUCAACAAAUGCAGCAACAACAACCAACGUCCUAACCACCACAAGCACAUCUGCUCCAACUUCAAUAACAGAUUCACCCACAACAACCGCAAGUGCUCCCACAACAACAGCAGAUCCAUCAACUGAAGUUUUUUCCACAACCACAUCUGCACCCACAACAACCACAGCUGCUGAAACAACAACAGCUACAGCAACAACACCCAAAACCUUGCCCACAACAACCACAGCUGCUCCCACUACAAACACAGAUGCUCCCACAACAACCACAUCUACACCAACCACAACCACAGCAACUCCAAUAACAUCUACAGCGGAGGCUUCAACAAGUACAGCUGAGGAAACAACAAACACAGUUGCACCGACAACAACGUCAGCUUCUUCCACAACAACCAAAGCUGCUCCCACAACAACAACUGGUGUUGAUACAACAACAAAAGAUGCAGCAACAACAACCAACGUCCUAACCACCACAAGCACAUCUGCUCCAACUUCAAUAACAGAUUCACCCACAACAACCGCAAGUGCUCCCACAACAACAGCAGAUCCAUCAACUGAAAUUUAUUCCACAACCACAUCUUCUUCCACAACAACCACAGCUGCUCCCACUACAAACACAGCUGCUCCCACAACAACCACAUCUGCACCAACCACAACCACAGCAACUCCAAUAACAUCUACAACGGAGACUUCAACAAGUACAGCUGAGGAAACAACAACCACAGUUGCACCAACAACAACCACAGCCUCUUCCACAACAACCACAGCUGCUCCCACAACAACCACAGCUGCUGAUACAACAACAACAACAGUUACAGCAACAAGAACCAAAACCUCACCCACAACAAAUACAGCUGCUCCCACUACAACCACAUCUGCACCAACCACAACCACAGCAACUCCAAUAACAUCUACAGCGGAGGCUUCAACAAGUACAGCUGAGGAAAAAACAAACACAGUUGCACCGACAACAAUGUCAGCUUCUUCCACAACAACCAAAGCUGCUCCCACAACAACAACUGGUUUUGAUACAACAACAAAAGAUGCAGCAACAACAACCAACGUCCUAACCACCACAAGCACAUCUGCUUCAACUUCAAUAACAGAUUCACCCACAACAACCGCAAGUGCUCCCACAACAACAGCAGAUCCAUCAACUGAAAUUUAUUCCACAACCACAUCUUCUUCCACAACAACCACAGCUGCUCCCACUACAAACACAGCUGCUCCCACAACAACCACAUCUGCACCAACCACAACCACAGCAACUCCAAUAACAUCUACAACGGAGACUUCAACAAGUACAGCUGAGGAAACAACAAACACAGUUGCACCGACAACAAUGUCAGCUUCUUCCACAACAACCAAAGCUGCUCCCACAACAACAACUGGUUUUGAUACAACAACAAAAGAUGCAACAACAACAACCAACGUCCUAACCACCACAAGCACAUCUGCUCCAACUACAAUAACAGAUUCACCCACAACAACCACAUCUGCUCCCACAACAACCACAUCUGCUCCCACCACAACCACAUCUGCCCCAAGCACAACCACAGCAAAUCCAAUAACAUCUACAGCAGACGCUUCAACAAGUACAGCUGAGGACACAAAAUCCACAAUUGCACCAGCAACAACCAUAUCAUCUUCCACAACAACCACAGCUGCUCCCACAACAACCACAGCUGCUGAUACAACAACAACAGCUACAGCAACAAGACCCAAAACCUCGCCCACAACAAACACAGCUGCUCCCACUACAACCACAUCUGCACCAACCACAACCACAGCAACUCCAAUAACAUCUACUGCGGAGGCUUCAACACGUACAGCUGAGGAAACAACAAACAAAGUUGCACCGACAACAACGUCAGCUUCUUCCACAACAACCAAAGCUAUACCCACAACAACAACUGGUGUUGAUACAACAACAAAAGAUGCAGCAACAACAACCAACGUCCUAACCACCACAAGCACAUCUGCUCCAACUACAAUAACAGAUUCACCCACAACAACCGCAAGUGCUCCCACAACAACAGCAGAUCCAUCAACUGAAAUUUAUUCCACAACCACAUCUGCUCCCACAACAACCACAUCUGCUCCCACUACAAACACAGCUGCUCCCACAACAACCACAUCUGCACCAACCCCAACCACAGCAACUCCAAUAACAUCUACAGUGGAGGAUUCAACAAGUACAGCUGAGGAAACAACAACCACAGGUGCUCCAACAACAACCACAGCUGCUCCCACAGCAACAUCUGGUGUUGCUACAACAACAAAAGAUGCAGCAACAGUAACCAAUGUCCUGCCCACCACAACCACAUCUGCUCCAACUACAAUCACAUCUGCACCAAGCACAACCAUAGCAACUCCAAUAACAUCUACAGCAGAUGCUUCAACAAGUACAGCUGAGGACACAAAAUCCACAAUUGCACCAGCAACAACCACAUCAUCUUCCACAACAACCACAUCUGCUCCCAGAUCAACCACAGCUGCUGAUACAACAACCACAGCUACAGCAACAAGACCCAAAACCUCGCCCACAACAAAUACAGCUGCUCCCACUACAUCCACAUCUGCACCAACCACAACCUCAGCAACUCCAAUAACAUCUACUGUGGAGGCUUCAACAAGUACAGCUGAGGGGACAACAACCACAGUUGCACCAACAACAACCACAGCUUCUUCCACAACAACCACAGCUGCUCCCACAAAACCAACAAAAGAUGCAGCGACAACAACCAACGUCCUAACUACCACAACCACAUCUGCUCCAACUACAAUAACAGGUUCACCCACAACAACCGCAAGUGCUCCCACAACCACAACAUUUGCACGAACAACAUCCACAGCUGCCGCUAUGACAACAGCCACCCCUACAACAACUACAACUGCUCCCACAACAACCACAGCAGUGCCAACAUCAACCACAGCAGCUCCCACUACACACACAGCUUCACCAUCGACAACCACAGUUGCCGCAAAGACCACCAACACCCACCACACAACGACCCAUGUUUCAGCCACAACAACCACAGCUGCUGUAACUACCACAGCUACACCAACAUCAACUACAGCUGCUAAGACAACAACAACUGUUUCCCCAACCACCGCAUCCACAAACCCUCCAACGUCAAAUGAAGGUGUACUUAUUCUAAAGUUCCGGAUGUACCGUACGUUUAUCGAAGCCUACGGAAAUUCAAGUUCCUUGGAUUACAUUACUUUGGCUUUAAAUGUCACAACUGAGGUAAAAGUUGUCAUUAAUAGAAAUAUUGAAAUGGACAUUUACAAAAAAUAUCUUUCUUGGUAUCUUUUUUGUCCUUAA